Tetrahymena thermophila SB210 is the source of this 2817-nucleotide messenger RNA. Its product is annotated as cyclic nucleotide-binding domain protein. The record is from RefSeq and is a predicted model, not a curated record. The transcript has 7 exons. NCBI's taxonomy places the organism in Eukaryota, Ciliophora, Oligohymenophorea, Hymenostomatida, Tetrahymenidae.
AUGUAAGAUAAUAAAAUUGAAACAGAUAGAGAUACUUCUCCAUUCUAAAAAUCUUGUUCGAGCUUAGACAGCUAAAACGAGAUGAAUACUAGCAGAACUAACUUUAAAGAGCCAUUAAGUAAUAGAAAUGAGUAAAAUGAGAAUGAAGUAAGCAUUAUGAAGAAAAGAUUGUCAGAAAAGUAGAAUAAUCGAUGUGGACCAUCUCACUUUCAAAGAUUCAGUCUAGGAUCAGUGGACUUAGCAAAUGUUGAAUUCAAAGAAACUAAGCUCUAAUAAUAUAAUGCUCAUAUGUAGGAAGUUUAAGAAUUAUUGAAUUAAGAAAGACUUUAUUUAAGUCAGCCUGCAGUGUAGCAAAUGGCUAUAAAAAUUUUCAAAAAGCAAUUGAAGUCAAAGUUAGAAGUCCAAUUCAUUUACAAGCUCAUGCAAAAUCUAGAAAUAUUUGAGCAAAACACUGAAAUUAUGAGCUCUGAAAUAGUGACAAGAGAUUUAGUAAAAUACUUCUAAAUUUCAUUCUAUAAGAAACACCACAAGCUAUUUGAUGUUGACUAGUAUGGAGACAAGUUUUACAUCAUCUUAUAAGGUUCAGUUUACUGUCUUGUUCCAGAUGCUGAAAAAAGCAAAGCUUAUUAAAAAUAAAUAAACAAUCAAGCUAAUGACUAAGAAAAUGGUAUUAAAACAAAAAAUUAAGCUAUUAUAAAAAUUGUAAAAUCCUAAACAGAGCGCUAGAGAAGAAAUUCAGGAACUAUAUCUGCAAUGAACUCUAUCAUUGAUUUGGAUUCCUCCCGAUUUGAUAAUAACGAUGAAUAAGAAUAAUAAUUUAUUGAAUAGAAUUAUCCUUAGUUCAAGCUAGCUAAAAUAAUGAAAUCUGGAGAAGCCUUUGGUGAGAUAGCUCUGCUGUCAGAAGAAAGCAAAAGGACAGCAACUGUUGUUUUUAAGGAAGAUAGUUGGGUACUUUCUUUGACAAAGUCUUCAUUUGAAUAAAUUAUGGGCAAUUACAAGACUAAUAUUAUACAAGAUAAUUUAGAAUUUUUAAAGACUUUUGAAUUCUUUAGUAGUAUUCCAAACUAAAGACUUUUAGGUCUGCUUCAUUCAAUGGCUAACCACUAAUAUAAUAAAAAGACAGUUAUUUAUACAGAAAAAGACCCAAGUUCUCAUAUUUUUUUCAUUAAAAACGGAUCUGUAGAAAUUAGCUAACAACAAAAUACAUUUGAAUAAGGACCUGCUACUUCUUCUACUACUAAUAUUAAUCAAAAAAUUAAAAUAAGAAGAAAAACUAAUUCCUAAAGUAUUCACAUAGCAGAAAACCUCAAGCAAGGAAGAAAUAAAAAUAGUAAUGGAAAUAAAAGUAAUAAUAGCACAAUGAUAAAAGCAAUAAAUACUGAAAGCUCAGAUUCAGAAAGCAGCAAUUCUCUAAACAACUCAAUCAAGGAAAGAGAGUAGCAAAUUAUUUACUUUAUUAAUAAAGAUAAAAGCAAGUCUCAAAAAAGAAUUGCAAUUGCUUCACUCGGAAAAGGAUCUUAUUUUGGUGAAGAUGAAAUACUUAUUCACAUUUCAUAAAAAAGAAAAUCUCAAGCAGUAUGCCAAUCAGGAAAAACUGAAAUCUUCUCAAUUGAAAAAAAGAAAUUAUUUGAUAUACUGAAGGAAUACGGAUAGAAAUAAAAGUUUAUAUAGGAUGCUCAAGUACGUAAUGAAAUGAGAAAUAGUAGAAUUAAUAAGAUGCUUGAUAAUGAGAGGGAUUAAAAACUUUAUAGUACAAGUGUAAAAUAUUACUAGAAAAACUAUGAGUAGAUGGAAUAAGAAAAGUUUAUUAAUCUUCCAGUUCACAAUAGAUAACAAGAACAAUCUCUUUAUUAUUCCUCUAAAAAUAUAUCAACUUAGGCUAUAAGCUCUUCUUAGUCAUCUAUCUAACAGAUUAAAUCAACACUUCAUAUUCCAAGUAGUACAAAUAUACCUCAAAAUUCUUCUAGUAAUAUCAAUGGAAGCUCUUAUUAGAACAAUGUUUCAAACAACUCUUCGAACUAGGUUUUUCAUCCUUAUCGUAGACCUUCGUUGACUUUUGUGCUAGAUGAAGUUGAGAAAAGCGAAGAAUUUUAAAAGAUAUAUCAAAAGAAAAAAAAAAUUAUGGAAACAAAGAAUAAUGUGAAACUCUUUACUAUGAAAAAUGAUCAAUACGUCUUUACCAUCAAUAAAAUAUUGAAAGAUGGAAAUUUUAAUUUAAGAAAUGGCUCUCUGCCUCAUUUUUAAGAGAAAUUCUAGUUUUAGCAUACUGAUCACACCAAAAAGAGUGGUAAGAUGAAUAAAUACAAUAUCCCAUUCAAUUCAGUUCUGAAGGAUAGCUAAAAGGAAAAUAAUAAUUCUAUAUUACCUUUAGGUUCUACUUCUCCUAAUAUUACUUCAAGAUAUCUCUCACCAAAUUCAAAUCAUUCCAAAAUGUCGUUUUUGUAGUAAAGCAACAAUAAAUCCACUUCUGUUCACAUGUCUCAACUUACUUCGCCAAAAAACAACAAAAACAAUUAUCUCUUUUUGUCUAAACAGAAGAUUGAUUCUUCUUAAAUUUUCAAUUCCCUUCUGAAAACCAAGUAGCAAAAAUUCGAAGAGCAAUUUGCAAAAAGCUCAAAUAAAAACGAAGCAGGAAACAAAAAUGCCUUUAAAGUAAUAAUUACACCAAGCCAGUAGAAAUAGCAGUAGUAAGAAUUGCAAUAACAACAACCAUAAGAAAACAAUAAGAUAAAUAUCUUCACAAAAAGUGUUUACAACAUUUCUUCAAGAUUAGUGCAACCUUUGCUUCCUUCUUCGAAUAAGCAUAUAAAUAUUUGA